This is a messenger RNA of Heterobasidion irregulare TC 32-1, 1929 nucleotides long. It is a transcript of the gene gh51.1, whose product is annotated as glycoside hydrolase family 51 protein. Gene Ontology annotation, biological process: L-arabinose metabolic process. The transcript is spliced from 23 exons. NCBI's taxonomy places the organism in Eukaryota, Fungi, Basidiomycota, Agaricomycetes, Russulales, Bondarzewiaceae. The record is from RefSeq and is a predicted model, not a curated record. Gene Ontology annotation, molecular function: alpha-L-arabinofuranosidase activity. The coding region runs from base 1 to 1929 and encodes 642 amino acids.
AUGCUCUCCAUCGCCUCUGCCGCGGUGCUUGCGUCGCUUGCCUUUGCAGUCUCGACGAAUGCUCAAACUACGGUGGUCGUGCAAGGCACUCCCAGUCAUGCUAUACCUUCUACCCUAUGGGGACUCAUGUACGAGGAUAUCAGUAGUGGCGAUGGAGGUCUUUACGGAGAACUCCUACAAAAUCGCGCGUUCCAAAAAGUGACGCCCGGCACCUCAGCCGCUUUGAACGCCUGGCACGCGGUCAACGGCGCAGGGAUCGCUGUCGUUGCAGAUCCCACCCCGCUCUCUUCUGCGCUGCCCAAUGCUCUCGAGGUCACAAUUCCCUCGAACAGCUCUGGCCCAGUCGGUUUCAGCAACGAAGGUUACUGGGGUAUCGCGGUCAACUCGGCGUUCACCUACAACGCUUCCCUCCACUACCGUUUUGCCUCCGCUACGACUUCUCCGGUCACGCUGACCGUCUCCAUCGUCUCGUCCUCCGGGACCGUCUUCGCGAGCAAGUCCGCCCGGGUCACGCCCAGCGCAUCGUGGACGCCCCUAGUGUUCAGCCUGAAGCCCUCACGCUCCGCCAGCGACACCGCGAACAGCUUCCAGGUGACGCUCGAGGGCGCUGCGGGACAGACGGCGCACUUUGCGCUGCUGAGCCUGUUCCCGCCGACGUUCAAGGACAGGGAGAACGGGAUGCGGAUCGACAUCGCCGAGGCUUUGGCCGAGUUGAACCCGUCGUUCUUCCGUUACGUCGGUGGCAACAACCUCGAGGGCGAGUCGAUUCCUCAACGCUGGCAAUGGAAUGCUACCGUGGGCCCUCUCACCGACCGUCCUGGCCGCCUCGGCGACUGGAGCUACAUCAACACAGAUGGGUUGGGACUUCUUGAAUAUCUGCAUUGGACGGAAGACGCGAACAUGGCCUCUAUCAUGGCCAUCUGGGCGGGCUACUCUCUCAACGGCGCGAGCGAGCCCGAGGCCGGGCUGGCACCUUACAUCGAGCAGGCCCGCCAGCAGAUCGAGUUCGUCGUCGGGAGCACGGAAACGCCCGGCGGAGCCCUGCGAGCUUCGUUGGGCCAUCCCGAGCCGUUCGAGCUGAAGUGGGUGGAGGUUGGCAACGAGGAUUUCUUCGCCGCUUCGAGUUAUCUGUAUCGCUGGCCCGACUUUGUCGGUAACCUGUCGGCGCUGUAUCCCGACAUCCGCUUCAUCGGGACCACGGACGCUUGGUCGCCCGUCUUGCACCCCGUCCCCAAGUCGUACGACGUGCACGUGUACCAGACACCCCGUUGGUUUGCUUCCAACUCGUUCUAUUACGAUAGCUUCCAGCGCAAUGGCACGACGUACUUCGAGGGCGAGUAUGCGGCCAUCUCCACCAACCCUAAUGACAUCUUCGGUGCUCCGGCGGACGGCCGGCUGUUGUGGCCAACCAUGGAGAGCUCUUCUGGCGAGGCUGCGUUCAUGACUGGGCUGGAGAGGAACAGCGACAUCGUGUUCGCCGCCAGCUAUGCACCGCUGUUGGGCCAUGUGAACAGCUCGCAAUGGACUCCGAAUCUUGUCAGCUUCGAUGCGGGCCACGUGUACAGGUCCACCAGCUACUAUGUGCAGCAGCUCUUCAGCGUCAACCGCGGCGACGAGUACCUUCCAAGCACGCUGCCCACGCCCAGCGGUACCCUCUUCUGGUCCGUCGUGCGCCAGAACACGCCCGCCGCCGUGAUUAUCAAGGUCGCGAACACGGUCGGCACCGUGGCGGGCCUGACUUUCGAGCUGCCGUUCGACGUGGGCGCGCGCGGGACCGCGCAGGUGCUCACGGGCGGCCAGACGGACAGCAACACGCCCGCGACGCCAGACUUGGUAGCGCCGAAGACGAGCGUGGUCGCGACCGGGCGGACAUUCAACUAUACGGCGCCGGGGUUCAGCGUCACGGUGCUGACGGUCCUGAUCGUGUGA